ACGUGACGCGCGGGAAAGGGGCGGGGCCAGAGGGCGGAAGUCGCGCGGUGCCGACGGAGCCCGGACAUGGCGGGCGUGAAAGCUCUCGUGGCCCUGUCGUUCAGCGGAGCCAUCGGGCUGACGUUCCUCAUGCUGGGCUGCGCCCUGGAGUACUACGGUGUGUACUGGCCCCUGUUUGUGCUGAUAUUUUACUUCAUCUGCCCCAUUCCCCACUUCAUUGCCAAGAGGGUGGGUGAUGACAGCGAUGCAGCCAGCAGUGCCUGCAGGGAGCUGGCCUAUUUCUUCACCACAGGGAUUGUUGUCUCUGCCUUUGGAUUUCCCAUCAUCCUUGCACGGGUGGAAGCAAUCAAGUGGGGAGCCUGUGGCCUGGUGCUGGCUGGCAAUGCAGUCAUUUUCCUCACCAUUUUAGGCUUUUUCCUUGUGUUUGGCAGAGGAGAUGACUUCAGCUGGGAGCAGUGGUAGGAGCUCGCUGCGGUGCUGGGGAUUUUCACUGUCCCACAGCUUUUUCCCCCUGUUCUGUGUGUAGGGAUACUCCAAUGUGUGUGGUGUGUUCUAACAUUCACCUGGCUUUACCUUGUCGUGUAAUAAUUUGCUUUUUGAAAUGCACUUCAGCCAAAGGGACGGUGCUGACAGCUGGCUGGAAGAAGUCACUGAAACGGGGAAUCACCAGGAAUUUAUCCUUGGAGAAGUUUACAAAACAGAAGCAGUUUUACCCAUUUUGCACUGUGUUUGCAUUGGUUUUUGGUUUAUUGCAGUGCCACUGGUCACCACUCCUGCUGGGUUUUUAACCAUGUCAUCAAAGAAUCAUAGGCAGAUUAUCCUGAUUGGGAUUGUUCAGCUUGAUCAACCUUUCUGCUUUAAUUCAGAUCAGUUAUUGUGGCAUUUGCAUCUCAUUAAUUGCUAUUUGAGAAAAAUUGUCAUUUUUCUUAGUGGUAAUAAAGCCAAAUGUAAAUGAUGCCAACUCUUACUGCCUGAGGAAAAAAAGAAAACAACCCUGGUUAAAAACCCUUCCACUUAUGUUUGCUUCAAGAUCAUUUUCUUCCCCACAAAGAGUUUUUCUGUCCCUAUUUAGAUAAAAAUUGUGGCUGUAUUUGGGGAAUAACAUAUUCUAAUGCAUCUUAAAGCUGACAUGACUUCUCUGAAGGUUCACAAAAGGAGAAACUACCCUCAGGACACUUAAAAUCACAGUUUAGUGUUCAACUCUUGUGUUUUUAUGGGUGUGAGUUGCAAGGAAUGGAGUGUUCUGCUGGGUAGGAUUUCUUAUUUCCUCCUUGCUUCUAAAACACCCUUCUUCAGCUCCUGUUUUUUGUCUGGAAGAAGGUUAUUAUUGCAUAAAACACUAUAUUUUAAUAGCAUUAUCCUAGUAAACAUUUGCAUAAUCACACUUAAGAAAAUACAGUUUUAUUACUUUAGUUGUGUAAGAAUAGAGGGAAUGGUCAGUAAUUAAUUACUGCUGAUAGAGGAAUUAACAUUAAAGGACAGUUUUAUUUCUGAAUGUUAAUGCUCCAUCCAAGACAUGGCAGGAAAAACUUACAAAAAUCCUGGGAAUAACAAAUGGUCUGAGUGUCUUCUUCCUGCUUUUGAUGAAAUCUGAUGGAGCUGGGGAAAUGACUUGUUUUAGUCAUUUUAGUGAUAAACCAAAUUUUUCAGAUGAAACAUCAUUUCCAUGUUUAAACCCUGCUGGGAUUUUAAAGAAGAUGCCUUUUUUUCCCUAUACAGAGGCAUUUUUCACUCAAUAAUGGUGUAAAACAGUGAAAUAAAACCCAGUCAGUGCCUGAUGAUAAAUUCCUAAUGCCAUUGCUAAAAUUCCAUUUAGCUCCUCUUGGAUUGGGGCUGGAUUCUGGCAGGCUUUCACUCCAUUUAUGUACCAAAGGCUGAGAUAGAAAUCUACAAAACUCCUCAAUUACUGAUGGAGCUUUGGGGAGGAAAACCAGCUGAGAUUGAAUUUUUCCUGAAAAUAAAUCACUCUGUAGCGUGUGACGGGAACAGUGAACAAGGACAAUCCAAAGGGACCAGGAGGACCAGAAAAUGCUGGUUUAAAUUGCUUUUUGCCAAAUUCUUCCAUUGUACUGUAUCCCCUUCGGGCUGUGGUUGGUGGGCACCUCAUGGGUGGUGAGUGGAGAGGGUCAAUGCUUUUUUUAUUAUUAUUUUUAUUAUUUGUAUUAUUAUUUGGAAGUAGCUACGUGCACUAAUCCCUAAUGUGAAUUUCAUGCAGUUUUCACAUGGACUUUACAUUUAACGUUUAAAAUUGUGUUGAGACCGUGGAGAUCUUCCUUAACCUCUGUAAAGUAAAUUUUCUUUGUUAUCAAAUAUGCUAAAAAUAAUCUUUCAGUGGGGUUUUUUCUCCAGAGCUUCACUCCCACUGCGCUCUGAUGGUCUGUGCUGGGAAUUGUGUCCCGUCCCUCCCGUGGGAAUUGAUUGUGGUUUCUCUGGAGUGGUUUUCCUGUGUGGAAGUGAACGCUGUGUAUCCAAAGUGCCUUAAUUUCCACACGAGGCUGAUUUUUGUGGCUGCACCUCCGUGGCAAGAUCAGUGUUCCGUAAUCAGCUGGCAAUGUGGAGCUGCGUUUCCCAAAGCUUCCUUGCCAGCUAAUCCUGUUUCCUGUCACGGGGAGCACGGUGCAGCUUUUGUACCUUUUGUAAACAGUUUUUUAUGAUUGCCAUGUCCCUGAGAUCAUCAAGUAUUAAAACGUGGACAUUCAAAUAUAUUCUACUUUUCUUUCCAAGUUGCCUACUAAAAGUGACUUUUGGAAUUGUCUAAUAAACAUAUCCGAUGCUUAAA
Motacilla alba alba is the source of this 2779-nucleotide messenger RNA. It is a transcript of the gene LEPROT, whose product is annotated as leptin receptor overlapping transcript. Gene Ontology annotation, biological process: late endosome to vacuole transport via multivesicular body sorting pathway; negative regulation of growth hormone receptor signaling pathway. Lineage: Eukaryota; Metazoa; Chordata; Aves; Passeriformes; Motacillidae. The coding region runs from base 67 to 462 and encodes 131 amino acids. The transcript has 4 exons. The record is from RefSeq and is a predicted model, not a curated record. Gene Ontology annotation, cellular component: endosome.